Scatophagus argus is the source of this 2258-nucleotide messenger RNA. RefSeq names its product cyclin C (gene ccnc). The transcript is spliced from 12 exons. Gene Ontology annotation, cellular component: nucleus; mediator complex. NCBI's taxonomy places the organism in Eukaryota, Metazoa, Chordata, Actinopteri, Scatophagidae. Gene Ontology annotation, molecular function: cyclin-dependent protein serine/threonine kinase regulator activity. The record is from RefSeq and is a predicted model, not a curated record. The coding region runs from base 130 to 981 and encodes 283 amino acids. Gene Ontology annotation, biological process: positive regulation of transcription by RNA polymerase II.
CCUUUCUACGGAAAGGUUUUUAGGUUACUCCUGUGUCUUAGCAUAACUACUUUUCCACUGCUACACACUACGUUGUAGGAAAUUGAUACAACUUUAAAGUGUGUCUUUCUCUACCUCAGCUGCUGCGAUAUGGCGGGAAACUUCUGGCAAAGCUCUCAUUAUCUGCAGUGGGUUCUGGACAAGCAGGACCUGAUGAAAGAGCGCCAGAAGGAUCUGAAGUUUCUUUCAGAAGAGGAGUACUGGAAGCUGCAGAUUUUCUUUGCCAAUGUGAUUCAGGCUCUGGGGGAACACCUGAAGCUGCGGCAGCAGGUCAUUGCUACUGCAACUGUCUACUUCAAACGCUUCUAUGCCAGGUAUUCCCUGAAAAGUAUAGAUCCAGUGCUCAUGGCUCCUACCUGUGUUUUCCUGGCUUCUAAAGUUGAGGAAUUUGGAGUAGUGUCCAAUACCAGGCUGAUCUCUGCAGCAACAUCUGUGUUGAAAACAAGAUUUUCCUAUGCCUUUCCAAAGGAGUUUCCUUACAGAAUGAAUCAUAUAUUAGAAUGUGAGUUCUAUCUUCUGGAGUUGAUGGACUGCUGCCUCAUAGUGUACCACCCCUACAGACCACUGUUGCAGUAUGUGCAGGAUAUGGGACAGGAGGACAUGCUGCUACCCCUGGCCUGGCGAAUAGUGAAUGACACAUACAGGACAGACCUGUGUCUGCUCUACCCUCCCUUCAUGAUUGCCUUGGCCUGUCUGCAUGUUGCCUGUGUGGUACAGCAGAAAGAUGCCAGGCAGUGGUUUGCAGAGCUCUCUGUCGACAUGGACAAAAUCCUGGAGAUUAUCCGUGUCAUUCUGAAGCUCUAUGACCAGUGGAAAAACUUUGAUGACAGAAAAGAGAUAGCCGCUGUGCUAAACAAGAUGCCUAAGCCCAAACCACCUCCUAACAGUGAGGGUGACCAGAGCUCCAAUGGCAAUCAGAGCAACUCCUACAGCCAGUCUUAGCGUCUGUAUUUCCAUGGCUGUCCAUAAUGUUGAUGCACGAUCUCUGUGGUGUCAGCUGGAAACAAAGCCACAUUUCAGCCUGUGAAGUUGUCCUUUCUUCUUUGACUGACACCCCACAAAAACUUGUGAGAGUCACAUCUUCACUUUCCCUGUGUCUGAUCAUUAUGGGUUUAUGGACUGAGCGAGUGGCCACUGAAAUGUCUGCAGCGACGAGCUGAUCCGUAAUUACAGUUUUGUUGUCGCGAUGAGGCUCUCAACUCUGUUCCAGACUUGAAAUGAACUAAAACUGAGGAACAUCCUGGGGGGAGAGGGGAAUGUAGGGAAAACUGAUAGAGAGAACAGAUAUGAUGGUUUAGUAGAAACCUUUUUAAUGUCAUUGUGAUUAUCCUGACAUCCUUGAACAGCCCAGAGGAGUGAGUCCUUUUCAUGUGGAGCUCCAUGGGAUUCGAGAACACUUGAUCACAAGUACUGUGUGAGUGGCCAGUCUGGGUGGGUUUUCUUUUCCUCAGGGACCAUAGUAUUCUUCUCUGUAAAACCAUUUGAUCCUGUGCUGUUAGAGAGUGAAUCUGAUUGGAUAUCACCCUGUGCAACUGUGAUGUGAUUGGAUGCCCUGUAAGGUCUGUGCUGGUUGAUUAUGAACCUUGGCAGGAAAAAAAAAUCCCAGAGGCUCCUUUUUAAUGGUAGAGAUGACCUCUAUAAGUACAAGAUUUUUACUGUUUUGACUCAUGACAACCUCCUUCCUCCCAUUCCCUCUUCUCUUUUGUAAAUAGCUGUAUAAUUCUGUUCAUUUAUUUUAUCUUUCAUGUUUUCCCCUUAUUAAGUAAACUUAAUGGAAAUCUUGAGCAGGUUUCACUUUGUAUUUGUGCUUCAGAUGAAAGUGCCCCAGUUUUACUGUCACGAUGCUGUUUGCCUGCUGCAAAGCUUAUUUUUCACCUUGUGAUUUCAUUUAUCCUGCAUUAGCUAUACAAUAUGUUUUGUGUAAAGCUUUUUUGUUUUGUAAAUCCCUUGUUUUUAUUUGUCAAGAAAUUGCUUUUUUGUAGUAAAUGAAUUACAGUUGGUCUAGAUUUAUCUGCUAAGUUCUGGUUGUACAUUAUUUUUUAAAAUCUACCUUCUGCCAUCUAUUUAAUCACUGAUUGGGGCAAUAUUUGUGUGUAUAUGUGUAGCUGUCUCUAUAAUUUUGUGCUGUAGUAGAGUGAGAGUUGUGUUUGUACUCAACAAGGUGCUUGAAUGCCUUAACAAAUAAAAGCUGCUGGUUACACAGAAACCCCAACAUAAAA